AUGGCCUCCGCGACGACGGCCGCGGCAGCAAAGACGGUUCGUCUAUUUGACCCUACAACAGCCGUUACAACGCAUGCUGUGCGGUUCCCAAGGACACAAGGGAAGCAGAUUCAGGGAAAAGUUCGAUUCCCCAAUUCUCAGGCGGCCAAAAAUUUCGGACAGCAGGAGAGCGCCAGGUUAAAGAAAGCGCUUCAACAUAUCACACAUGGGAAGAAUAUCUUUGCCUACAACAACUUCCGCACAAAUCAGGUGGUUUACUCGCUUUCACGAUCUCUAGAUUGGCAGAAUGUCCAAUCACAGCUUGUAUACCAUGGCAAGAAAACCGUUCCUGCUGCACUGCGUAAGGACAUGUGGGUGCCGUACUUCUCGGUGCAUUUCCCUACUCCAUCGCUCGGCCUCGAGGCGUACAAACUUCUACGAGAGUUCUCUCGUCAACGACAAUUCGAACCACCAGCCCAUUUAAUCACAAAUUCCAAGGAAUCACUGGAGAGAAAACGGCCUCAGGCGUUGGAUGAAGCUAAGAAAUGGGACAAAGAAAUGAGCGGCCGAAUUGGCCAAAUAAUGGUGAAGAAAGACCGGGCAAAGGUAUUGAUGGACCAGAAAGCCACCAGUGUUGCCGAUACCGCUGCCGUCUUGGCAAUUCAAGCCGAACGUGAACGAAGGGAACGACAGCAGGAGGAGAGAGAAGAGGAAGCGUCAACAGAAGAUGGAAAAUCAAAGGAGAAGAAAUUAUCCCACAAGGCCAGGCGGCGUGUGAUACGAGCUCAGAAACGACAGCAAGCACAUGAAGAACUCAUUCGACAGCGAAUUGAGGCGCUUGAGAAAUCCAUGUCAACCAAAGGCUUCCAGGCUAAAAUUGAUGUGGAAGGUGAGCUGGCGGAUUACAAGGUUAGGGAGGGGGAAGUCAAACUUCUCUGGGCCGAUCUGCAGGAUGCUCAGUAUGCUCGAUCAUGGCCCACUACCGUCCAUCACGGAGAGCUUGAACCGAGUCGGGAACAUAUCAUCAGCCCUUUUCUGAAACUAUACGGGAACGACCAUCCGUCCUCAUCCUCGGGAGAGAAUUUUAUCGAAGAAGAUGCUUCAACCAGCGCCCCCGCUGAGGAGCCAGUCAAGAAGGGAUUGAGAUUUUGGAAGAGCUAG
Molecule: messenger RNA, 1140 nt
Organism: Trichophyton rubrum CBS 118892
Lineage: Eukaryota; Fungi; Ascomycota; Eurotiomycetes; Onygenales; Arthrodermataceae
Exons: 2
Coding region: 1-1140 (379 amino acids)
Biological process (GO): DNA recombination; positive regulation of mitochondrial DNA replication
Cellular component (GO): mitochondrial large ribosomal subunit; nucleus
Molecular function (GO): single-stranded DNA binding; DNA strand exchange activity; structural constituent of ribosome
Source: RefSeq, a predicted model, not a curated record